Molecule: messenger RNA, 3801 nt
Organism: Babesia bigemina
Lineage: Eukaryota; Apicomplexa; Aconoidasida; Piroplasmida; Babesiidae
Product: DNA repair protein (mre11) family protein, putative
Exons: 1
Coding region: 1-3801 (1266 amino acids)
Biological process (GO): double-strand break repair via homologous recombination; mitotic G2 DNA damage checkpoint signaling; meiotic DNA double-strand break formation
Cellular component (GO): nucleus; Mre11 complex
Molecular function (GO): manganese ion binding; endonuclease activity
Source: RefSeq, a predicted model, not a curated record
AUGGCGCCGCGCUUCACGUCCUUCAAGUCCGUGUGGAACAAGGUGAUGCAGAAGAACGAUAUUGAGAAUGCAGUGUCACCGGAGAAGCCUGUAGCGCCGAAGCGGACUCCUCUGCAGCUUAGCACGUCGAAUGCGGCGUUGUCAAGCUCUUCGUCGUCGACCAUACGGUCGCAGUCACACAGGGGUGGCACAAGGUUCCAAUCGACGCUGUCAGAGGAGGGAGAGGGCUCAACUCCAUCGCUAAGCGCCCCAAACAGCUAUGAAGAGCCUGCUGCCUCAGACACAUCGUGCCGUUCGGCUGCAUACGGCGGGGGUGCUGCCAGCGCGGCAAAUAACGGCCCGCAUGGCAGCAAGACACCACGUGCUACCGGCUCUGAUCCCAACCAUCCUAUUGGCAAUUCUACAUCAUUGCCCAACUCACGUGGCACUGCGGACAGCUGUGGAGAUCGCACGCCUUUCGACGUAUCGCAGCCAAGAAACACUGGCCCAAGCCAGCUGACGCCACUAGGGGCUCAUCAAGCCGUAUCUCAGGGAAUUAAGCAUGGAACCAAUCCUAUUGCACCACAAGGAAUGCAACAAAAUAUUCCACCCGACCUUCUUUCGGCGAUGGACGUGGACAUACACAACUCUCCACUACGCCAAGCCCCGCUCGAUAUGCGCCAAGGCAUCCAGCCACAGCCGUUCCAACACAGCGACCAGCUCGGUAUAACUCAAACGCAUCUGUACCAACAAUCGCAGGUCAUGCAGCCGGCUGUUCAAUCACAGUUUCAGCAGGCCAUGACGCACGUUAUGCAGCGCGAGUUGCACGACGAACUUGCAGGCUUUGAUGACCCCCUAGACGCGGGGAUGUUCCGCGCGCUGAUUUUCACCGACAGUCACCUGGGUCACAAGGAGUCAGACUCCAUCCGUGGAAACGACGCCUUCAACACGUUUGAGGAGGCAUUGUUUCUGGCGAAGCACCUCUGCGUUGACGCUAUAUUCCACUCAGGCGAUUUGUUCGACGAUUCGCACCCGUCACGCGGGGUGAUGUACCGUGCCAUGGAGUUGCUUAGGCGGUACUGCCGCCGCGGCGAUGGCGUCGGCGAGGGGGCGGCCAGCACGCUGGGGAUAGAGAUCCCCAAAAGCUGCAGACCCCGUAACGAGGACCAAAGGAGGGCAGCGCUAAAAGGCAUGGACAUGCCGAUUUCACGAGAGCGAAGGAUACCAUUUUUUGUAAUCCACGGGAAUCAUGACAACCCAACUGCAGUAAAUGGGCUCUCUCCCAUAGAUUUGUUGGACGUCUCAGGGCUGGUCACCUUUCUGGGCACCGCGAAUGACAUGAAAAAGGUCGAGUUGCACCCGAUCCUGAUCAGCAAGGAAAAUAUUAAAGUGGCUCUGUACGGUUUGGGUUGGGUGAAGGACGAAUGCCUGUAUGAGGCCUUCGAGAGUGGCCGCGUGCAUUUCGUUCCCCCGGACGAAUCACAGCACCAUUGGUACAAGAUCCUGCUUUUCCACCAAAAUCGCUAUGCUCGCAGAGGAAAGGGCGUGAAAGACUACAUACCGGAUUCUUUCCUUCCCGGAUGGCUGGACCUGGUGAUUUGGGGCCACGAACACGAAUGCCUCAAGUUUCCUCAGAGAAGCGAAUCGCGGGAUUUCCAAGUAUUGCAGCUGGGGUCUACGGUGCAUACAUCGAUGGCUCAAGCGGAAAUGGCGCCCAAGCAUUGCUGCCUCAUGGAGUUGGGCCCCGAUGAUGUAAAAUUUUAUCCCAUCACCCUGGAGUCCGCGAGGCAACUACACUACAGCGAUAUCAACCUCUCUCAACUGGCCAUCGCAAACGGAGGCGAAAAGGAGAUAUGGUCCAGGCUCUCGGUGAUGGUGGAGCACGUCCUACGCGCUAUGCGCAACAGGCCCAAGACCGCACUGCGUGCAUCUGAAAUAGCCAAUAUAGUGUUACCGCGAAAUGCCAAAUUCAAGUUGGAAAAGGCCAUCCAGGAUGCCGAGAGGCUGCCUCUGGUGAGGUUACGGGUGGAGCAUACUGGGUUCGACUCCAUCAACCCGCGUUCGUUUGGCAACGAUUUCGCCAACAGAGUUGCAAACCCCGCCGACAUGUUGAGGUUCUGGCAGAAGCAAAACAGACAACACCGCCCCGACGAGGGGUCUGAAGAAAGCAGUCCUAAGGACUCAAAAGUGGCCGGCGGCAGCAGCGUCGGCGCUGACGUCAGGAGCCACGUUUUCCCGGUGAUUGAAAACAAGCUCAAGCUCAAAGUCCUUCUGGAACGCGACCUAAACGGCGCCGUGGAGCGUUUUGCCGCCGGCAUGGAGGCGCAAUCUAUAGCUGAUUAUGUGAGGAAAACCGUGGAAGGUAUGCGAAAGACCCUACAGAAGGAGAUGGCUGCGCAUAUUGGUGAGCAGCUGUCUGAUGACGUGUAUGGGGAGCUGGUUGAGCGUGCAGCGGUGGCGCAUACUGAAUCCGUCCGUUCGUCACAGGGCCUCAAUACAUCACACACGAGCACCUACGUGCCAUUAAACAGAUCACUAUCAAACGCGCAAUCUGAUGACCCUAAGACCGUAACAAAAGUGCAACAAUCUGACGAGGUCCCACCGCUCAAUAACUCCACCGGUAUUGGGGAUACGGUGAUGGCGAGCAAUUCUGACAACGGUAAAAGUCGCGAUGCACUCAAAGGAUCGGGAGUGUUGAACGUAAGCCAGUCCAGCAAUGCCUCCUUGGGACUAAGCCGCUAUGCGUUCAAGGGAGCUGCUUCUAAGCUGGGCGCAUCCGCAGGUGUGGCUAUGAGCAGGUCGUUAAACGAGGCUGACUUAGCCAAGGCGAACGCGUCACUGAGUGCAAAAAGCGCAGCCAUUAUGCAUUCACCGGUUCGAAUACAUGGCACCGCUACCACCAAUCCGGCACUAGGAAUAAACAGCGCCCCUAACAGUGUUCCUUCUGCCGACCUGAACGAAUCGGUGGAUUUGGGGUCCUCGAUGUUGGGCAGCGGGGAUGUAAUGUUGGAUUUCUUGGCAGGAGCUUCACCCAGCCUCAACGCUUCGAGGAAUCUGUCCCACUCCGAUUCAGCAGUGCUCCGCACAUCGGGGAAUUCGUCUGUUUUCUCUUCCUUGGGGCACAACCAAACCACCCAAACGAAGAUACUGGAACAUAUGGCCCGUCUGAAGUCCAGGGCCACGUUGACACACGAUGCGACGACUGUUCUCAGGAACCCACCUUCGCACAACAACAAAGAGUACUCAACACCGCUGCGAAAUCCGACGCCGGCGAAGGUGAGCGGGGACCCAAAGCGGGGCCGGCUGAAUCUGUCGGUGAGCCAUGACGUGCUCGACAUAGCUGCCGCGGCUGUAUCACCGAGCAAACGUGCAUGCUUGGGCGAUUCGGGUCGUUUUUCGACAGCGGGAAGCAGCUCAGACUUACCCAACCCUCUGCAGAGCAUGGGUUGCGUUGUGAGCAGCCUGAGCUACGGAGAUGUGAGUCCGGUCAGUCACGACGAGCACCCGCUCAAACUUUCCGACUUCGACGAUCUGGCACUGCCGACAGGCGCUGGUGGCCUGGACCGUACGUGCGGCAACGGCGUCGCUGCGGAGCGCAGCAACAUCACUGUGACACCGUCUGCUGCCGUUACCUCAGCCACCACUCCACACAAGUCUGCAAGUGGCAAGUCGCCACUUGGAGGGGAUGAACUCUCGCCAGAUAAGUCGCCGAAAUCCGCGGAGCCUGACGCGCAGGACGACGCGAACGAAGCAUCGAGCCAACGCAGCUACUCUCAAGGAUUCCGGAACACCCUCAUAUCGAUGUUUUUCAAGAAGAAGUGA